This is a messenger RNA of Drosophila obscura, 859 nucleotides long. RefSeq lists its product as uncharacterized. Gene Ontology annotation, molecular function: odorant binding. The coding region runs from base 193 to 789 and encodes 198 amino acids. The transcript is spliced from 4 exons. NCBI's taxonomy places the organism in Eukaryota, Metazoa, Arthropoda, Insecta, Diptera, Drosophilidae. The record is from RefSeq and is a predicted model, not a curated record.
GGUGUUAUCGGUGUCAUGCAGCUCUCUAAUUUAUUUUGAAUGGAAAAUUUAAAAUUCUCUUAACUGGCACAACGGUUAUUACUUUUUAUGCAACAUUAACUUUAACAUUAAAUUGCAGCAGUUUGGAUAUAGCCCAAUAUAAAGUCUGCCAAAAUGAACACUUGAUUGACAAUUUUUGAGUGAGUGACAACAAUGUACGGGGGAUAUGUGCUUCUAUUAAUUUUGCCUGCUUUGUGCACCGCUGCAAACUCAUUCAAUUAUACGAGCUGUGACCAGGCGAAGCAACCCAAAUUUAUGAGCUCCUGCUGCAAUGUCCAGCGAAACGAUAAAGCCAUCCAGACCUGUCGCAAAUCCUUGCUGACCAAAAACUCUACUACAACCACAAACAAUGGCGAGUCGCGAAAUCUCAAAUCGGAUAAAGUGGCCCUGCAUGCGUGCAUAGCCGAGUGUGCCUUCAAGGCGAAUGGAUAUUUGCUAACCAAUGGAUCCGUGAACGUGGCAGCCUUGCAGCAAAGCUACCAGCAGCGCUACAAGAACGAUGCGACCAUGUCCCAGCUGAUGGUGAGCAGCCUGAAUAGCUGCGUGGACUAUGCGCUAAAGCGUACCCAGCAAUACCAAUGGAUGCACACGAAGGGGGAAUGCGACUAUUAUCCUGCCACCUUGCUGGCGUGCAUUUUGGAACAGGUAUACGAGAAUUGUCCCGCCACAAAAUGGAAGAACACAGACGAGUGUGCAGCGAUGCGCAAAUAUUUGAUUGCCUGCGAUGAUGUCAAGAGUGGCAGGAAGUAAUAUUGAAGAAUAAAUUAUGCAUAACCAAAUCAUACUAUAAAGCAUUUACAGAGCAUACAAAAAUAUGUGU